AUGAACCAUAUCCCGAAGACUGCAAAGGCUCUCGUUUUGCGGAAAGCCGCACAAGCGUCCAAACCUGUCUACCAUGACGCCGUACUCGAGGACCUCCCUCUUCCCGAACUGAAGCCUGGCCAUGUCCUCGUCCGCAUUCACGCCGCCGCGUUCAACCACAGAGACCAUUGGGUUCGCAAGGGCAUGUACCCUGGGAUCGGGUUCGGGAGUGUCCUGGGCGGAGACGGUGCAGGCGUGGUAGUGGCCUCAACAGAUAAAUCCGACGAAUUGCUGCGGAAGCGCGUCGUUCUGGUGCCCAUGCGCGGAUGGGAGCGCGAUCAAGAGGCGCCAGAGUCGCGAUUCUUUGUACUGGGCGGUAGCAAUGCCAACCCCCUAGGCACAUUCGCCCAGUACGUUGUCGUCGAGCGCGACCAGAUCAUUCCCAUCCCAGACCAUCUCGACGACGUGCACGCCGCGGCGUGGCCCAUUGGAGCCGUGACUGCUUGGAGAGCAACCAUGGUCAACGGCGCGGUGAAGCAGGGCGACAGCGUCCUCAUCACUGGUAUCGGCGGAGGCGUCGCGCUCACCGCGCUCCAGCUCUGUGUUGCCCGUGGCGCGAACGUGUACGUCACGAGCGGGGGCGAGGACAAGAUCCGUAAAGCAGUCGCGCUCGGUGCCAAAGGUGGCGUGAGCUAUAAAGCUGACGACUGGCCUAAGCAGCUUGCUGGGCUACUCAAAAAGAACGGCGCGUCUGCACUCAGCGUAGUCAUUGACGCGGGCGGAGGGGAUAUUAUGGGCAAGACAUCCAGCAUCCUGAAGCCCGGCGGACGCGUCGUGGUGUUUGGGAUGCACGCGAGUCCGACAGUGACCAUGACGAUGCGUGAAGUCAUGCGGAACCAGAAACUCAUUGGCUCGACGAUGGGAUCGAAGCAGGACCUUAUCGACGCGACUAAUUUCCUCGCACAGCACCGCAUCGUGCCCGUCGUUUCGGAGGUCCUCGACGGACUCGAGUCCGCCGAGCGCGGCUUCCAGAUCCUCGAGAACGGGGAGCAGUUUGGCAAGAUCGUCAUCCGUGUCGCCGACUCGUCUCCCAAGGCUGUCCCUGCCAAGCUAUGAGCGAUGAGCCGUUCUGCAGACUAGUCGAUAUACCCGGGAUCGUCGUGGCGAAACUCGACUCACCGAAGCGUGAUGGAACAUCAAAGGAACGUCCAUGGAUAUGCUCGCUCCAACAAGACACAUGAGAUCUAAAUGUAUAUGUAUGUACAACAAUCCAAAGGCCUAUGCUAUGACGACAAGAUGAAC
Messenger RNA from Trametes versicolor FP-101664 SS1, 1281 nucleotides. Its product is annotated as NAD-P-binding protein. Lineage: Eukaryota; Fungi; Basidiomycota; Agaricomycetes; Polyporales; Polyporaceae. The record is from RefSeq and is a predicted model, not a curated record. The transcript is spliced from 8 exons. The coding region runs from base 1 to 1095 and encodes 364 amino acids. Gene Ontology annotation, molecular function: oxidoreductase activity.